UAGUAGAUCUUUCUGAUUGUUAGAGAGACAGAUUGACAUAGAAAUGUUGAGGGAAAUAGUCGCGCUAUGCGUGCUUGCUUCUGCAGCAGCUGCACCAAACAUUCGGAGUGACCAGAUCACGUGUGAAAUCUGUCACGUGGCUGUCCAUGAUCUGCAGAAACUCGUAGCUGAAAAUGCCACACAGGCUACAGUUGAAGAAAAGCUGGAGGACGUAUGUAACAGACUCACUUCGCAUGUCGACGAUUGCCUAGGGUUUGUCAGAUCUAAUGCUCCAAACAUUUUCCAAACACUCUCACAAAAACUGGAUCCUGAGAGUAUUUGCAUACUGUUAGAUGUGUGUCCAAAAGCGGGGAAUCAUGACGAAGAGACGACGGCUGUAACAGGCAGCGAGCUUUCACAUGAACAAGCCAGUCCAUUAGAAUGUGAAAUAUGCAAGCUGCUGAUCACCGAGCUGGAUACGCUGCUGAAAGAGAACAAGUCGCAAGAAAUCGUCAUAGAAACUGUCAACAAACUAUGCAGCGCUCUGCCAGACUCUUUCAAGAAAUUUUGUGAUGCCUAUGCACCGCAGAUAAUAGAACUCAUAGUCUCUGGCGUCGAUCCAAAGAAAGCAUGUGAUGACAUUAAAUUGUGCGCCGAAGGAGGUAAUACACAAGUAGAGAUUAAUACCUCCACGGGAGAGAAGGAAACCCCCAGAACUCAGAGGACAACAGAGGUGAGGACAUUGAAGGACCCAAUAUGUGAAGUUUGUAAACUGAUUGUAACUGAAGUAGACUGGUACCUAAAACGGAACGCCUCGUCGGAGUCAAUCAAUGUGACAGUUAACAAAGUUUGCAACAAACUUCCAUCAGCCUUCAAGAUAUUGUGCACUUCUAUGGCCCCAGGAAUCAUCAAGCAUUUGGAGGCAGGGUUUGAGCCCGCAUCAUCAUGUGUGUAUCUAAAACUCUGCACCUCAGUUUCAGACCUAGUUCAGUUGAAUCGUAAAAUUGAGGCCAAUCCCUUGGAGUGUGAGAUUUGCAAGCUGCUGAUAAAUGAAUUGGACAAAUAUUUGAUAACUAAUGCUACCACGGAGAAGAUUGAAGAAGCCGUGACGAAAUUCUGUGACAGUCUGCCGGCGGAGAUCAAAGCAUUUUGUGACGAAUACAAAGAUAAGAUUGUUCAAGCUUUAAUCGAUGGAGUGACUGGAGAGGAAAUUUGCAAGUUAAUCAAACUGUGUACUGCUACAAAACCCGAGGACAAUUUCAUUCAAGUUGCUGUUCCACAAAAAGAACCAAGUGAUGAAACCCGGGUUCAAGAUGGAGGGAAAUAUUGCGAUAUUUGUGAAAUAUUGAUGGGAAUUAUAGACACACAAGUCACCAUGAACAAAAGCAGUCAAGAAAUAAACGCCACCAUCUUCACCAUCUGCCACUUGUUUUCACGUGACGUCAUGAUAGUCUGUGAAGUAAUUGCACCAGUUAUUGUGAAGGAAAUAGAGGGAGGGUUCGACCCGCAGACUGCUUGUAAAGAUAUCAAACUUUGUACACAAGGCUUUUCAGGCGUUAUUGAUGAAACUUUGGCAGAAGUUGCAAAUAAGUUCAACGAGGAAAGGGAAAAGCAGAAAGAAUUGGAGGAUGCAAAGUGUGAACUUUGUGAAUUUCUUGUGAACAUAAUAGACCAGGAACUUGGGAGGAAUGCCUCGUUGGAUAAAAUUAACAACACCAUGUACUCCCUUUGUAAUCUACUUCCAGCCACCAUUAAAGAAACGUGUGACCUCAUAGCGCCAUCAGUAGUCAAAGAACUUGCCCAUGGACUCGAUCCUCUAAAGACUUGUGAGACGUUGAAACUCUGUACAAAUGGAUCAGUGUCUACGGACUUGCUACGAGGAUUUCGGGAACAAGCAAACAAAAUAAUGAGAAUUCCCCCUGCAGCAUCACCCGAGGAUGCAGUGUGUGAACUGUGUGAAUUCGUUGUGAAUAUAGUGGACCAAGAGCUUGGACAAAAUGCAUCAGUUGAUAAAAUUAACAAUACUAUUUACAGUCUAUGUAAUCUGCUUCCGGAUGCAGUUAAAGUCACAUGUAAUCUCAUAGCCCCAACUAUUGUCCAGGAGUUAGCGAAAGGUUUGGAUCCGCUGAAGACUUGUGAAACCCUUAAGUUGUGCACCAAUGGAACUCUUGCUCGCGAUGUAAUGGAGUCACCUAAAAAUGAGCAUGCUAAUGAAAGUGAAAGACCACAGGACAGUGCCGCAUGUGAGCUGUGCGAGUUUGUGGUUCAGAUUCUGGACGAGUACAUUCGGAAUAACUCCACCGGGGAAAGUAUCAAUGCCACAGUUUACAAAAUAUGCGCACUUUUGCCAGAACCUUUUCAAGAUUUGUGUAAUAACGUAGCACCGAACCUUGUGAAAACCAUUGAAGAUGGGGUGGAUCCAAAGAAAGCGUGCACGGAAAUCAAGCUAUGUCAAAAUGGGACUUAUGCUAUGCCUGCGACUUCACCAAUUUUGUCCUGUGAGAUGUGUCACGGGAUGGUGGAGGCUGUUUUACCUAGCCAAUUCACGGAACAGCUCGCCCUGAGAUUAUGUGAGGUCAGGUGUCCACGUGAGCACGUUAGACGAGAAAGAUCUGCAGUGAAAAAGCUUUCACAUUUUGAAUCCGAUGUUGUUCAAAUAAUGGAAGGAAAGAUGAAGCCCAAGAUUGGUAAUGACAUUGAAUGCGAUGUGUGUACUUGGAUGGCAGAAGCCACAAAUAUAUUCCUAGAAGACAACAAGACAGAAGACUCCAUUGAGUCUUAUCUUCGUGACAUUUGUAAAUUCAUACCGGAACCCUAUAGCAAGACGUGCUUAACCACAGUGCCGUUGAUUAUCAAAGAAUUAGAACAUGGAUUUGAACCAAGGAAAUUGUGCAAAGAACUGUUUCCCGACGACUGUAAAAAUGUGACCAAAGUACAUGGAGACAUGCCAGAAUUGUUGAUGUCUUUUAUUGGUGAAGCCAACCUGCCAAGUCAGAAGUGCGACCUGUGUAAACAAGCCAUGACAGUCUUAGCAAAAGAGCUGGAUCAGAGUGACGAGAAGGUCUUGGCAUACGUUGAGGACAUCUGUCAUCGCCUUCCAGAACCAACCAACAAAGCUGUAAGUAUCUCUGUUAACCAACAAAGCUUGUUCAAACGUAAUUGAUAAAGAUUACCCCAAGAUACUUCAGAAAAUCAUUCAAAUGCUUCUGGAUCCCACAAAGGUCUGCGAGAUGGUAAAAGUGUGUCCAUAAGGGUGAUAUGACAAACAUACAUCAAAUCGCUGAUAUCACUUGUAAUUCAGAGAUCAGAGGUGCUCUUUGUGAACAUGUAAUCUACAGCUACCAUCUUGACAUCCAUAUUCAUCGUUUAUUGUGAAAUACACUAUAACUGGACAAGUACAUGUAAUAAAUUCAAUUCUACAUUGA
Ostrea edulis (European flat oyster) is the source of this 3404-nucleotide messenger RNA. RefSeq lists its product as uncharacterized. The record is from RefSeq and is a predicted model, not a curated record. Gene Ontology annotation, cellular component: lysosome. Gene Ontology annotation, biological process: sphingolipid metabolic process. Bases 44 to 3142 code for a protein of 1032 amino acids. Lineage: Eukaryota; Metazoa; Mollusca; Bivalvia; Ostreida; Ostreidae. The transcript has 31 exons.